GUCCACGUAUCAAUGUUUUGUGGGGGAGAAGAAGAGAAGAAAGAGCCACCUCGCCAGAAUUUGCUAGAAUCCUCUACCAAAUUUUAAUUCAAUAAAAAAAAAUUGAAGGCCAAACGAAAAGCCGAUUCUCCCUACUGAUAAUCGGAACGAAGGAUACAUUUUAUCGACGGAGAACGGAAAAGCGAAGUACCAGAUGCCAUGGACCGUAGGGACGACGACAUGAUGGAAACGGAGGCCACCGCCGCGGCGCCGCCACAGCAGCAAGGGUCCAAUGAUGUUGGGAAGGAGCUGAUCGCAAUGGCUCGUAAACUCAUCGAUCAAGGCAAGCCUUCUGAGGCUCUUCAAGUGGUGGUGAUGGCCAUUGGAACUAGAGGUGGUGAUUCAGCUGUGUUGCAGUCGUUGAGCCGUGCUCGUGACGUAUACAGAGCUAGAAUGCAAGAAAACACUGCAGUUGAUCAGCUGGUUUCUUUGUUCGCUGAGUGUGCAAUAGAUGAAGCCGAGCCUUCAGAAGAUGGAUCAUUACCAUGCAACCCUAGUGGUCCAUUAGUUGCAUCAGAUGCUCAUGGGACUUCUAUACUUGCUGAAACAGGCAGAAUGCAAAUUGUAUUGGACGCAUUCGCUGAUGGAAGCAGCUUUAUCUGUUUACAGUGUGGGGGUCUUGUUAGUAAGCUUCGCAAAGAAGAGCACUAUGCACACUGGUGUGGCAAUAUGUGAUGGGCUGGUACAUGGAACGUGUGUUUGCUCACUUAUGGACAUCUGUUUCCAGUGCCUGAUCAUUAGACUCGUAUAUCUUCUAUCACUUUUAUGUCUGCAUUGUUGAUAUGGGCACAACGGAACUGCAGUCAAUGUACCAUUGACAAUCAGUAGCAAGUCAAUUCUUCAAUGCCUGAUAUAUAGGAUUUUAAGGUCAUGCAUCAAUCGAAAGUGAAGCAAAUCUGUUCUCUUGGUCUAAGAGUUGCAAUACUGCACUCAUCCAGUGAUAAAGUUUCUGUUACAGAACAACAUUAGAGUUAAAAUUUGAUCGAGUGAAGAAUGAUGUAUCAAAGCAGAGUAUCAUGUCUCAUUUUGCCAAAGUUGGAUAAGUGUGGCUUUUCCUUUUUCUUAUUAAUAUACUUCUUAAUCAUGUACACACGCCUCAGUGUUGAGUCUUUGGUUUCUGAAAAUAGGCCAACUUGGUUUUUCAAUGGAACCACUAUUCCGGGA
Theobroma cacao (cacao) is the source of this 1203-nucleotide messenger RNA. RefSeq lists its product as uncharacterized. The record is from RefSeq and is a predicted model, not a curated record. NCBI's taxonomy places the organism in Eukaryota, Viridiplantae, Streptophyta, Magnoliopsida, Malvales, Malvaceae.